Molecule: messenger RNA, 15831 nt
Organism: Uranotaenia lowii
Lineage: Eukaryota; Metazoa; Arthropoda; Insecta; Diptera; Culicidae
Product: probable G-protein coupled receptor CG31760
Exons: 15
Coding region: 1341-4013 (890 amino acids)
Biological process (GO): G protein-coupled receptor signaling pathway
Cellular component (GO): membrane
Molecular function (GO): G protein-coupled receptor activity
Source: RefSeq, a predicted model, not a curated record
GUAAACGUGUGUGUGUGUGUGCUUUUGUACGUGCGCGCGCGUUUGGAAAGGCUCCGGUGGUUUUGGGUUGGGAGUUUCCCCAAUAACAGGUUGGCAGUGAGAAAGAACAUCAGGACGUAGCUAGAGCUUCAUCAAGGACGGUGUCGUCCUGGCUGGGUCUGGACUGGAGUUGAGAGUGGGUGGAUAUGUCAUUUUGUUGUUGCCCGAACGAAUCCCGCCUGGAGUUAGGCUAGCUGAUGGAGGUCCACCGAGAAGCGUUGUCGUUGUUGCGUUUUAUGUGAAAUGAUGGGGUGAAGUUUUUCAUUAUUUUGUUCAUUGUGGUCUCUUCGGGAGAAAGUAGUUCACAGCUGCCUCCUUCCUGCUUCGGGAAACUACAUACGUUCUGAAGGGGCCAUUUCCCGGCGGAUAAUAAUACAACCAACAGCUUACUUUCGGGGUGUCCUUUUUUGGCCCGGGUUAAGCAAUUGGGGAGCUGCUCCAGUUGACGUCCGGAAAAAAAUCUUUUCCCUCAGAAGUACGAGCUUAGUGCAACAGUGAGCUGUUUACAAGCUGCUCGAAAUGUUGUGAUCUCUUCCCUUUUCACCCUGGUUUUCGGAUGUUUUAGAAAUACACUAGUUGCAACGAGGCAGCUAUUUAUAGGCAGAACCGGAGCAGAGCGACCGAUUCGAAUUUCCUGUUUUGGAUGUGUCUUACUGGAAGCCUGGAAGAAAGAAAGAGUGUUCAAUUGCAUGUGAAGUGAAAAACACGAGAGGGAAUUGCGCUUUUCAUCCAAUCCAAGUAGCCUUCGCCUUGGCCAGGAUAUCUCUCUAGAAGAAGAAGGUGGCAAAUGAAAAUCCAAUCGAAUGAAAAUGUGAAAAUUGUGUAACAACCCCUAACCUUGUGCGGAAAAUUAGAUUGCGGGGCUACCAAAAAUGACCUAAAGUGCAUUUUCCUAAAGUCGAGAUUAAACUUAGUAAAAAGUACCGCUGUGACGCCCGGCAACGACGAUUAUGCACCAUCAAAACUGAUUUCAGAGCUAUCAAAACACCAUCGUCUUCAUCGGAGCGCACCCGAGGAAUACCUUCAAAAACUUCAAAGGGAUCACCUUUCGUUGGCCCUCGGCUUUUCAGUGGAUUCAGAAGACACAGAUAAUAAAUCAAUUGGAUUGAGCUGGCAUUUCAAAACUAUUCCAUAAAUGAUCGGCCUGGAACGCGAAGUAGAUGAACAACGAAAAUGUGGCUAGAUCCCAGGAAUAAUUUUUUUCCGAACCACGGUUCACCAGCAGCAACCAAACAGAAUGGAGGUGAAGACGGCUCCAAUUGAAAACUACCGGUAACUACAAGGUCACAUGACUGGUUGCGAUGUUUAGAGCACUGUUAUGGCCCAGGCGGCUGGCGGCCAUAGCAUGGAGAGCGAGAUUCGUCCUGAUGCUGCUGAGCCUGUUGGGGCAAAACUGUUGCGUCAGUUUUGCCCAACUUGGGGCUGCUGGUGGGGGCGGCAUUAUGAGAGCGACAAGCGACGGGGCGAUAGGGUCUGUGGGUGUUGGGACCGGGGCUGGAACAAUUAAUCCAGCGACAGGACCGAUGUCGGGUUCCCCCCACACUCAUUCUCCGGAGGCUGCUGGUGGUGGUGGGAGUAGUGGAUUAUCGUCCUCCUCGACACAAGCAGCUUCGACCCGGGCAAGUGUGGAAGCCAUCGAGGAUUCACUGCAGACGAUUCAUGACAUCGCCACCGAAAACUUGGGCACACUUUGCCUGACCAAACAGUUCCGGCCCCUGCGGAUCACCCUGAACCCGGAACGAUAUGCCGGGGCCCGGCAGAAAGCGGACCUCGCAGCGGUCGUCCUCCAGGAUAUGGGAAUCGCUCGACAUGGUGCUCUGCUGGACGCCUUGGCCAAAGGUUUGCUGUCGGAUCAGCACGUCACCAGUGCUCGGAUCCUCUCGAUCAACGUAUCGGAUGGUACCGUUUCCAAUUCGGUCUGGUGGAACAAACCUCUCGCCGGCAUGGGAGGCCCGGUCAAAAAGGACGAAGACGGCCUUGCAGUAGGAAAGGCACCGGAUCCAAGUUAUCCAUGGUUUGCGGACGAAACGUCAUCCUCCGAGUUGCGAUCACCGAAGUUCGCUCCGUCACCCCUGAACAUAUCUUACCGAGGCUGGUGGACGUAUCCGUACUACUCGUGUAGCUACAAACGAUGGAUUCUAUCCUACAGCCUUGCAAUACCACCGAUGGGAAGGCACGGACUUCGUGCAUUUCUCAGCAUAGAUAUUGAUGUGUCAAACCUACAGGUGAACCAAUGUGAGAGUCCUAGUAGGUUUGAGAUAAUGAGCUAUAACCAUCAUCUGCGGCAGUACUAUCCGUUUGUGCGGAGUAGUAGAUUGAGUCAGGAUGAGCAGCUGAACCAGAUUGAAGCAUUUCAUGGGUCGCACAAAUGCCACCUACAUAGUAUGUACUGUGAGUACCGGCCAUCAAUGACGAACGUCGCUACGGUCGUUAAUCCGAACUAUCACCACAUCGGCAAUGGUAGUACAAACUCCAGCGGUGGUCCCUCGGCCAUCAUCAAUAAAAGCCUUCGGGUGGUGAAUGGCUGGAUUCGGGGAUCUUACGAAUGCAAAUGCAAAGACGGUUUCUAUUCGCUGCAUCAUCCUAAAGGUUUCAACGGAAGCAUUAUGGAGGUGGCAUUCCAGGAAUACCGAGAUAAUAUCAGCACCUACUACAUGGACGUGUUCGUAUGCGUACGGUGUGCUCCAGGAUGUGCCACUUGCCGGGGUCCGCAACCUUGCCUUGCCAGCUAUAAUUGGGCUUUUAGAACAACUUUGCUCACAUUUUCGGUGAUGUGCGCGGGUUUCACCGUAAUCCUCACCCUGUACAUGUACCAGCACCGCAAGGUUAAGGUCUUCAAGGUGGCAAGCCCUAUCUUCCUUACCAUUACCCUGCUGGGAUGUGCCUUUAUGUACCUGGAGAUGGCUGCCAUCUUUCCGAUCCUGGACACGUACUCGUGCAUCGCCACCAAGUGGACCCGACACAUGGGAUUCUGCGUGACCUACACGGCGCUGCUCAUGAAGACCUGGCGGGUGUCGUUGACCUAUCGGGUCAAGUCGGCCCACAAGGUCAAACUGACAGAUAAGCAGUUGCUCCAGUGGAUGGUCCCGAUCCUGUUGGUGAUGUUCAUCUAUCUGGGCACCUGGACGCUGUCGGCGCCUCCGGCUGCUGAAAAGAUUGUCGACGGCAGCGGGCUGAUCUUCAAACAGUGCUCCUACAACUGGUGGGACCACAGCCUGGCCAUCGGCGAGGUCCUGUUCCUGGCCUGGGGCAUCCGGGUCUGCUACAACGUGCGAAACGCCGAAUCGCUCUACAACGAAGCUCGCCUAAUCUCGUACGCCAUCUACAACAUCGCGCUGGUCAACAUCACCAUGGUCGCAUUCCAUUUAUUCAUCUUUCCGCAAGCCGGACCGGACAUCAAAUACCUGCUCGGGUUCAUCCGCACCCAGCUGAGCACUUCCACCACGAUAGCGCUCGUUUUCGGACCCAAGGUGCUGCGGAUAUUGCGCGGCCAGGGUGAUCAGUGGGAUCAGCGGGCCCGGAAACGGGGCAUCACGGCAUCCUUCUCGCUCAACGGAAUUGGCCUUGUUCCGGAAGAAACGGCCGACCUGUACCAGGAAAACGAGGAGCUAAAGGAAGAGAUUCAGAAGCUCGCUGCUCAAAUCGAGUUCAUGCGAAUAGUGCACAUGGAGAUGAACAAUCGGCAUCUGAAGCCGAAACCGGGUGGGUACUUCACCCUGAAGAGUCCCCUGGGUAAAGCGAUUGGGGCCAGUGGUGGUGGGAUGCAUUCGUCCUACCGGUUCAAGCAGCCCCAUCCGAAGGAAGAUUCCACCAAGGAAAACAACAGUGGCAUUACCGAGGAUGGACAUAGCGGCACAAACAGCUGCUACUCCGGAACGGCCAAUUCUGUAGGUUUCCCAGCAGCAACAACAACCCAACAACAGCCACAAUCCCAACCACAACAACAACAAUCUAACGGAACCGAACGGGUAUGACAUGGCUACCGAGGUGCACCAGAUUCUAGCUCCCUUUCAAGGCCAGCAGCAGCAGCAUCCACCAAGCCAUCGUCAUCAACAUCAUCAUCGUCAUCAUCAUCGUUAUCGUUAUCUUCAUCCACGUCCUCAUCCUCUAGAUCAUCGGCGUCAAUGUCAGCUAGGACUGAAGCAAAGGUCGUCAUAACUACGAAUCCUUCAUGCAGCCAUGAGUCCAUCCUUUUAGAAUCUCCUUCUAUGACAGCCAUCGAAAGCUCUGGCAAUCCGGUAUCAUCUUCAUUCGCCGAAACUAACCAGACCGAUAGCAUCGACCACAGCAGUUCAACCUCUGGUGCUCAACGACUAUCCUCGACAGCAGCAGCAUCAUCGAACAAAGCUGGAUUCAACGACGGCAAAGAGCCAACAGACAGCAGCAACAGCAGUCUCUCGAGAGCUCAGACAAACGGCACAACCUCUAACUUUCACAACAAUAACCAACAAUCAAGUGCCCCGCAGACAUCCUUAAAAUCCUCCUCUGACUCCUCGUCGUCAACGACAAUUUUCGAUGAGCAACAUUACAACAACCUGAUCAACAAUAACCAUCAAUCUGACAGCAACUCGAAAGAAUCGACGCUGACGACGAUUCCCAUUUCAACGGAUUCAACGGACAGUGCGGUCCAGUUGCUCGCUAGUGCUGCUGCAAAUGAUGGCAAUGGUGACAUCCCCAAUAGCACCACCAACAAUGAAUCGUCCUCGUCGCCCAGUAAAACCGUUGACACCAGAAUCCCUGUUUAUGUCUAAAUCAAAUCCACCCACUGAACCCGAUGAUGUCUGUCUGCGGGCUGAUGCUGAUCCGUGUCACCCUGGAUCUCGGCUGGGGUGAUGUUCCGUUUUAUGUGUUGUCCCAUGCCUCGACCACCCCCUCGGAAAAUCAUCCUUUCAUCCCACGAUGAAACGAAAGCACCGCCAGCCACAAGCCGAAAUGGUUCCACUGGGAGCCAGGGAGCCGAAAAACAAACCGGCCCACACCGGCCGGGCCUUUCCGGGGGCCAUUAUGCCCAUUUGAAAUUAUUUCGUCAAUAUCCAGCUGGCUCCCCAGACCCGUGGGUGGAUGAUAGCUAAAAGUUUGUUCGCGUCACGUAAACCCUCUCGAAGAAGCCAUCAUCAAUCGUCGUCCGUUGUGGGAUAAGCGUAGAGCGAAAAAUCCGACUGCUCCUCGACGAGUCCAGCUGCGGAAAAAUUCACUUCCCCAUUUGCUUUCCAUCCUCCUCAACAAGUGGCUUUGUUCUCAUCAAACGGAAAAUUCUCAAUUGGAUCAAUUAUGAUGGAUCAACAUCCACCAAUAUGCUCGAGAAUGGACAAAAGUAAGGAUCAUUCUAUAAUGGCUUUCAAUCUGUAUUUAAAAUUUUAUUUAAGGUUUUGGGUUUAUCGAUUCGAAACAUAAUUUGAAAUUUAUAAUAUCCGAAUUCACUUUUUCAAAUAAACUUUUGUGAAAUCAAUCGCUAAGAGAACGCACAAAUUUGAAAAGUACUCACUCGAUAACGUAGAAAACUGUCUGAUAUUUUAAGAAUCUUUUGGUAUAAUAAUUGGAAAAAGCUUAUCCAUUUUAAGGGGUAAUUGAAGAAUGUUUAUUCAAAGCUAUGGGAUUUUGUUAUUUUUUAUCCAAAUGAAACAAAAAUGUUUUGAAUCAAACUAAAUAUUUAAAAAACCAAUAUCUUUUUAUUGCAGGGGUUACUUUUAACUUUGUUGUUUAUGACAAAAAAAUUUAUUUUAAAGGUAUUCAAAAUUAUUCUAUUAAGACUGAUUUAGAAAACGUUUUGCUAGCUAGAAGAAUAGAUAUUCACGGUAUCUAAUGAUUUUUAUUUAAACUUUUUAAACAAUAGUCAAUCAUUGUAAUAACUUGAAUCAGUCUGCUGAAACAAUUUCACCACAUUACCCAUCGAUCAGAAACAUGAUAUCAUCAUCUUUCUAAAAUAAACGAAACAAAAUCAACAAAAAAACAUCUGUAACUUAUGAAAACAGUGAGAAAAAUACAAAACUACCCAAAAAAAACAAAUUCCUUGCACAAACAAUGUUCGAUGUCACUAUGUAGUUGAAAUUUGAUCGAUAAUAAAUAAAUUGGGGAAAAGAGCGGAAUAGUUUGCUAAAUCAAUCUGUAAGUAAUCGAAAGAAAAGUUUAAAAAACUAAGCAAAAAAUACAAAGAUUUAGAGAGGAAGGUGAGGAGAGAGAGAGAGUUAAAACAAUAAAUCGAUUUUAGUAAUCGUAUUACAAGACUUGCCAAGCAUCGCAAAACAUGUUAAUCUUACAAUUUCCGGGUGAAGCAAACGUGAAAAUCGCACAUAUAUAAACAUUAUUGAAUCCAGAAAAAAACAGAAGCUGUUUAGUUGUUGAAAGUCGUAAAUUAGGGGAAAAUUGUUGGUUGAGAAUAGUUAUAAUAAAAACAGAAACAGUCUCAAUUCGGGAGGAAUGUUUAAAAACAAAAUGUAAAGUGAUCUCUCUUUAGUGAAACUUCAAAUUAAAAGUGAUUAACUCCAAGUCAAUAAUUAGUCGAAAACAAUAAAAAUAAAAAGGCAAACAAAAAGAAAACUAUUUUAAAAAAAAAGUUAAGCUGGCGUAUUAAGUUUUGAGGAAAGCUAACUACUUCAUAGUUUUGGAAUUUAACGUAAAUAAAACGUUGGCUUAAACUCCUAAGAACUGCUUCAUGGAACGAAAAUUUAAUAAAACAUCUUCUAGGAUGUUUUUUUCUGUUUAGUACGAGAAAACUACCAAAAAAGGUAAAGUUCUAAUCGGGAAAGCCCGAAAUCUUCGGAUAAAAACUUUAGGGACAAUUAAUCUCAGUCGAGCACAGCAAACGGUCAAUAAUCUUGUGAAAAAGCAAACAUAAACCUCAAACAACCAUCGGCCGUAAUCGGUUCAUCCGGAUGGAAGUCCGCAUUAUGAUCCAUCCAUUUCUUCCGAAUAAACAAGCUACAACUUCAUCUCCAAUUUGUGGAGAAUAUGCACACAUAAAUUGGAACGUAGGCAUACGGAUUGUCAAAAAACCAAAAAGUAUGAACCGGAACAGUAAAUUUGAGCAAACCCCAGCUUUGGGAUCAACUUACCAACCACAUCUGUAACUCAAAAGUGGUGCCAAAGUUGAACACAAACAAAUUUCUUUUUUUUUUUCUAAAUGGAAAAUAAAUUCUUGAACCAAAAAUGAGAGCAAACCACCACAACUUUCUCUGCUGACCAAGCAUGGGUGGUGGGAAAAUGGGAAGGUGAUUUCGGUUUUCCUCCGAACUUAUCCAUAAAUAAAAACUUUCACUUCACUUCUUUGUUGAGGGUCAGCCCCGAGUUUUCCAUCAGCCAACAGCUUCGUUGGGAUCACAUUCAACAUUCGGAAGUUAUGAAUAAGCUGCCUACCACUAUUUCAAUAAAAGGAAAUUAGUUUAUUAACCGACCAAAUUUGCAAGAAUAAUUUGACUUAAGUGAAAUUCUGAGUGCUGAUUUCGUAAAUUUUAAUUUAGGCAUAUCGGUGAAAUGUAUACUCUUUGAGAAAAAAUAUCACAAUUGUAAAAUUGGUGAAAAUGGAUAGAUAAGUUAGAAGAAUUUUUUUCACAGGUGUCGAAAAGAGAGAAAAAGCUUAUUUGGUUCGAUCUUUGACGAAUCUGAUUUUAAAAUUUUGUUUGGAAACGCAAUUUCAUUCAUGAAGCUCUUGUGAAAUUCUAGACACAUUUAGAAAUUUUCUUACUUUCGGUCAAUGUCAUCUAACCAAUCUAACGACCAAUUGUACUUUUUAAAGGCAUUUUUACCUCCGUUUUCAAUGAUUGCUCUUAAAAAUCGGAAUUCUAUAAUAUCAAAGAAUUUAGAGCAAAACUUAGCCGAGAAUCUCGAUUUUUUUCAAAUUUUGCACAGAAUCAACGGAUUUCUUUGAUAUUCUGAGAUAAAUUGAUCGUUACUGAAAAAUGUAAAAAAUACCAAAAUAAAUUGAAAAAAAAUUUUACAGGUGUUGAAAAGAGCAAAUGAAAACUUACUAUCGUUUACCAUACUUCCUCCAGCACUGACAGUGACAUAUAUACUUCUUCUAAUAAUAUUUAUUAUCAUCCUUUCAAUUGAUUUUUUUUUUCAAAUGUUACUGAGCUUAACUUGUCUUAAAAAGCAACAUUAAAAAUUUUGACAUGAUACCACUGAUAAGCUGAUGUAACUCUGGGCUCUCUUUUCAUCAACUACAUCAACCAUCAUUUCAAUAGUUAGUGAUUAUACCAUUGAUAGUGAUGGCGCUAGUAGAAUAGGAAAUGCUCACACAGGAGCCUAUGGUUCGGGAAUGAUGAGCUAGAUGUCGCCCAAAAUUUCUGGGCGAUAAAAUAUUCUUUCGUUUGCUUAGGGAAUUACAUCAGUUUAUCAGUGAUGAUACUCCAACGGCAUUCAUAGAAUCAAUAUCACAGAAAACCUUCAAGGAAUUUUGUAGGCAAAUCACAGAGCGACAGAUGCAUUUUUGCUAUAAAUACUGAUUUUUUGGAUUCGGCAACAUAUAUAAGCAAAAUCAAAACAGCUUUCCGUAGAUAACCCGUAUAAUAAAGGUUAUCUAGUUUCCCCUUAAGACCUAGUAGCACUGACUGUAGAUUGAUAACUGAUAUCUUACAAAGAAAUUUCGUACCCAUCUUGAAUUGGAUUUUUUUUUUCGUAUUGACAUUUGCAUUUUUUUUUCGAAUUGACUUUUAAAUAAUUCUCAUAUUCAAAUUUUAAAAAUUGGCAGUACGCAGUAAUAUACUUUAUCAUUGGAAUUUUUACAUCUAUGGGGUUAUAUUAGACACUCCGAAUCGAUUGACCACCCAAAAGUGGUUUGCCAAAAGCGGCAAUGUCUAGCACCUGUUUUGACAUGUCCAUGUUCGUCUUAAUUCAAGAAAAUUGUUUUAAAAAAUCGUCUAAAAAGAAACCUUGCAAAAUAAGGCCGUUUAAAAAAGAAUCCCGUGUAUCGUACUUUUCAACUUUUGAAAUGACUUAUUUUUUUCAUUUGAAUCGUUAUCAAAUUAAUCUGAAGGACAAUCGGCAUUUCGAUUUUCUCUGUGUUACGAUUUCAUAAAAAAAAAAUCUUAAAUUGCAUAGCGACCAAAACCAAAUAUGGGAAAACAUUUUUUCAACAAAAUUUAUCGACAGAUUUCAAAUUGUUUGUAAGGCUUCCAAAAAAAAUUUUUUUUAUAAAACUUGCACAAAAAAUUUCGUUUUGGAGGCACGAAUAAAAAAUGUUCAUGAUAAUUUGAGUCUCCGAAGUCACUUAUCAUAAGGAGUGUAUUCGAAAAAAAUGCAACACUUUGUUUUGUGAAUAACUUUUAAAUGCAUGAAUGGAAAUCAAUGAAAUUUUUAGCGAAGCUACCUUGUAAUGUAUUGUUUAUAUGUGCACAUUUUUGUGAUGUUCUGUCAAGUGAUUUUUGAGAUAGCGCCCAAUAAAGAAGUUUUUCGACUUCAAUAUUUGAGAAACACGUGCGCCAUCUAUAAUGCAUACUAUUAACCACCUUUUUUCAAAUUAAGCCUAUUUUCGAUUACGUUUUCUGUUUCCUGAAGUGACCUUCAAAAUAACUCAAAAUUUUGAAUUUGGUCAAAGCUGUAAAAAAUUUAGCCGAUUGUCCUCCUUCGACACAAAAUCAACAUACAUAUUUGACUUUUUAUCAAUCCAACACAGAUUUUGCGUAUGGAAGGAUUCCAGAUCAAACUUGAACACAGUAUAUACUUUGUGAGAGCUGCUGAAGUGCUUUGCAGAAAAAACGGUCGCAUUAGGAGGCAGUCUUCUUUGUAUUUUUAGCUAUUUAUCGUAUCAAUCGUUAUGAAACACUGAGUGAUUUGCAGUUUCCACAGAUUUCUCUUCUUUCUCUUUAUCUCUAGGAAAUACAGAAAAAACUUGUCAACAAAAAGUUUCUGGUUUUAAACCCUAUCAGGUGACCGCUAAAGAGUUCGUUUUGCAGUCCACUUAAGAAAUUAUUCAAAAUAUCUUCCCACACAGAAACAAUUUUUGACUAUUACCACAGAGAACAGACGUACAAGCUCGAACAAAAAAUCUUCAAAAAAGUGUGUAAAAUUUCAAAUGUUGGCAAAUAUAAAUACGUUGGAAAUAGUCAAUACCUAACUGCGAAAUCUGCUAUUCAUUAACGGGAGGAGGUCUAGCUAUUCGAUUGAGUACGGUGGGUGAUGUUUUAAACAGUCCGGCCCGUUCCAGCUCCAGUGAAAAAAACGGUCGAUGCCCUGAAAUUUUUGCUUUGUUUUCUAUGAGAUUGAGAUCGACUAAAAUUUAUAACAAAUCGCUUACCUGUCCCAGUCUCCUACAAAUUCGAUGCUUUCCCGAUUUGUAGGGACCGUUUUUUCGGAAAACUGAACUCAGUUUCGUAGAAGAAAAAAAAUCUUGAAAGGCGUCCAGUUGCACCACUUUCAAAAUGGCGAUACAUCAAAUUAUUCAACCAUUUUUCAGUUUAUACUCGGAAACUAUCAAAAUGGUUGAAAUUCUAGAUGGAAAAUUUCUUUUAAAAAAUAACCAUAUAGGCAGUUUUGAGACAAAAUUUAUUAUUGAACCAAAAAUGGUUAUAAAAAAUGAGCGUGUAGCGUGUAGCUGAUUCAGAAAGUUUUUGGAAGGGAUGUUCAAGUGGGAAAUCCUACAUGGCAAAUAGGAUUGACGAAAUAUGUAUAAAAAUUAUUAAAAUAAAAUGAAACAAUCUCACCAAAGUCGAUUGAUAGGCGAUGUGAGAAGGAGGCAGUAUGGGUUGAUUUGUAUUUAAUGAUUCUUUUGUACUAAUGGGGAUCAUCCCAGCACUUUCCAGUCGCUGUUGCUUGAAAAUCCAGCAAGUGCUUAUGACUCACCUUUUUCCGACAGUUGCCGUUGCUUUUUUUCUUCAAAGAAUUUACACUCAAUCGCAGCAAUCGGGCAAAAUUGAUUUCUUUCGAACAAUGCCCUUGCGACCAAAAUUUCUGACAACUUAAUGCGUUUUUCACGGUGAAAAUCACAUUUUUUCCAAAACCUUAUCUACAACUCAAUGACCAUGUAUUUUGAACAUAUAUGGAUAUGUUUCUAUAACAUCACUGACAUAAUAUACACAGCAUUUUUUUUUUGCUGGAAAUCAGCAACUUUUUGCUGGUUUUUGUCCCGCUGACUUUCCAGCAAAAUUUCCAGCAAUUUAAAUUGCUGGAAAAAACAGCAAACGUUAUAGCUGGUUUCCAGCAAUGCAAAUUGCUGGAAAAUCAGCAAUCCAGAUUGUUGGAAACCAGCUAUUUCUUUCAACACAACCGGCUGUAUUUAGUAUCAAAUUUAUAUUUUAAUUCAAAAUUAAAUUUUGAUUUGGCUGUGCAUAUAAUAAGCAAUAAAACAAUUAUUUCCUCCCUUUUUUCAAUAAAGGUAUAUAUUUAUUUCCAGAAACUUAUAUAUUUUUUUCAAUAUUCUAUAACACUGGCUCUGGGCUGGCAGCUUUGUGCCAAAGUGUUGAUCAUCCGCCUCUUGUAAAAAUAGCUUCGAUUAGAAUAUUUUAGAGAAUAUCUAUCUGUCCAAGAAAAACUCACCCUUGACUUGUUAUCUGGUUGCUGAAUAUAGAGGAAAAUAAAAUAAUUAUAUCGAUAUAACCAAAAUUCGUAAAAUAGAAUCUCACCUUUCUUCAGCGUACGAAACAAAAACAAACUCCAAAUUGACAACUCGAUUGCCGAUUUUCCAGCAAACUAGAUCAAUUGCUGGAAAGCCCAGCAAUUUGAAAACCGAUUGCUGAUUUUUCAGCAAAAAUGACAAGAACACAACCGAAUGCUGAAAAAUCCAGCAAUUCGAAGACCGAUUGCGAUUGCGAAAUUUUUGUUUUGCUGCAAUUCGAGGCAAAAAUUUACAGUGUAUAUAACAACACCUUUCUUUCAAUCUCUAUUACACUUUUCUCACAUUGAGAAGUACGAUCUGGAAUAUACAAAAAUUCCUAAUUUUUGAAUCACAUUUUGGACUAAACUGGAAAAUCCACCAGCAUCCUCAUAUUUUGAAUAUUUCGGAUUCUCUGGGCAUGUAGAUCCUAUAAUUCCAAUUGGGAAAUUAAAAUCUUUUUCCAUUCAGUGGGCGUGGUCCUCCCAGCAACAUUUUUGCAGAUAUAUUCUUAUGCUGUUUUGAUAUACGUUCCAUAUUCAUUAUAUAAUGAUCGUAUGAACGUUGAAAAAACAGCAUUUACCUACCAAAGUGGAGGCAAUAUACAUAUGGGAGAGUGGGGAAUCAUGGGCCACUUUUUUUCGUUGUUCCAUAACUUCUUUAUUAUAAAAGUUAAAAUGAAAAUAAAAAAUGAUAUGAUUUUCUACAUUUUCAAGGUAUUAUAAGGUGUUUUUUAUAAUUUUUCAAUUAGUUAUUUUCCCCAAAUUCUGACUGUUUGAAAAAAGCAAUAUUUUUUGAAUUUUGAAAAAUGGUGGGGAAUCGUGGGCCACCAAAUCCAAAUUGACCAAAUAACAUGCAAAGUUUAUGAGUUGACCUAAAACUGUGAUUUCCUAAUUCAUUUCGUUAUUUUAAAGCAAUUUCAGAUAAUGAAAUAAAAAAGAGAGGUUUGUAUGAUCGCAUAUAUUCCAAAACAUGGCUCGUGAACGUUUUGGCAAAAUUUCUUAUAUAGGAUGGACAAAAUAUUUUUCAUAACUCUUAAUUUGACAUAAGAAAACUUUACAGAUAGGAAAAACGUAUUUUAAGUUCUGAAUGUGUAUAAAAACUUGAAAAUAGAGGUGAUUCAAGAUGUGUGACCCACGAUUCCCCACAAUCUAUGAUUUGCAAAUUGGUUGCGUUUGUGUGACUUAUUGAUGUUUCAUCAAAAAUUCCUUUUCCACGUGAAAGAGCAUGACAAAACUAAGAUCAUAAGCGUAUGAGCAUAUUCUUGUUAUGCACUUUAGGUUCCACAUCGAUGGAAUUAGCGGGUGUUUUUUUUAAUUAUUUAAGUAAAUUUUUCUAACUUUUUUUAGCUUUUAAAUAAAAGAAGCAUAUGAUGCGUAUUUCAGUCAACAACAUAUAGGAAUAUAUGCUCACGAAAAGCGACGACGAUGACAGUUGGUUUGAGAUUUUUAUCUCAACACACAUCUGAGUUAUUAACAGUGGCCCACGUUUCCCCAUGGCCCACGAUACGCCACUCUCCCCUACAUAAAUUUCAUUUCUAUCUUAAGCAACGAAAGCUACACCAAUUUGGCGUUAUCCGACACCUUAUUCGUACCUAUCGGAAGAAUGCAAGAGAGCGCAAGAUUUUGCUCUCAUAACCUGCAAAUCGUUGAAAGCGACAAUCUUUUCCAGUUCUUGCAUUGCUCAAUAUUACUCAAUUCUAAACUGAUUUUUAGCCAACUGAAUGCACUGCUGGUUGCAGAGAGAACAUUACGAUGAUUUUCUCACUUGAAGCCUGGCGGAAGCAACAUCAUUUCAAAAUUUACAAAGAUUGCGGACUUUCUAACAUAUUUAUCCGAUUUAAACUGACUUCAGAGGACAUUUUAUGCGAUGCCUGCCUGGCUGAUUUCUGAUACGAUUUCAUGCUUGCUAGGCUCGAAAGCCAUUUUCUUAACAAUUCAAACCGGUUGAACAUUCGCCAAUUUAAGAAAAAAAAAUGUAAUUAUUCACUGCUACACUACUAAGUUAUUGAAUAGUACAAUUGACCGACAUUAAAAGAACGUUUUUCACUUAACUUUGUUGAUUUUUUUCAGAUCGAAAUGAAUAAGAAUUUCCGAAGACACUUCAAGCCAAAAAAAUUCAAUUCUGAUGUAUGCAAAUGGACAUUAGAGGCACAAUAUUGGUUAACAAAAAGUCGGCUGUCAAAUUUGAAAAAUAUGGGACUAAAAAAGAAGAAUAAUGGGAGCAAGGGAGUAAAAGAACACUUCACCUCACGAAGUCAAUAUGUAAACGAGUAUUGAAUAAGAAUUCAUGCUUCAUAGAACUCAUAGAAUAGCGACACAAGAAUAGUACCACUAUGUGUUUUGCUUGUUGAAACAUGAAUGAUCAAAAUUCGUCAAAAUUUUCUUCUGCAAUUUGUGUUGAAUUGUUCAACGGAUAAAUCAAGCGUAAGUUUGUUUAUUUUAGAUGAAGCAAUUGGCGUUGAGGAUAAAAAAUAUGGAGAAAAGAAAGGGUGCGAAAUAAGAAUAGUGCCACUUAUGUUUUUCUACAAUUAUUUCUUAAAAGUUUACUGAGUAAAUGGGAAUAAAAAUGCCUCUACGAACUAUGUGAAUAGAUAACUGCAUUUUUAUGCGUUUUAUGGAAUGCCAAAGGUUUUAAAUGAGGUUUUUAAAUGUUUUCCUCUAGCACCAAGGAAUUUGACAUUUGAGCUUCAAUACUUUAUCAAACUGCUAGAACUAGAUUGUCGGAAGUCUGUGUUCAGCUGUCAGUUCACCAGCGACGUUUCUAAAAAUUUUAUUUGAAUGCACAAUAUUAAUUCAGGGUUUACCUUAAACAUGAUUAGAAUUUGAGAAGUUAAGUUUCUUUUGAAUAAAACAUUUCACCUCCAGCUGUUUUAAAGUGACCUUCUUAAAAGAUGAGCCUUGUUAAUCGAAAGAAGCUUUAUCAGCGGCAACUUUUCGAUAGAUACCCCCAUCAUUAUCAACGCCUGAUCAGAUAGAAACAAGAAAGAUCAAUGGCAGCCCAUCAUCUUCGGCUAAACCGACCAACAAACCGGGUGCUGGUACCAUCUUGAGACAAAACUGUUCUCCUUUCGAGAAAAGAAGGGAAAACUUUUGGCCAGAAGGAAAACACCCUCACUCAAUUCGAAUGACAAACAACAACAGCAGCAGCGACAAAAUCAAACAUCGACAACAACAGCACAACACAAAAGACCACUCACUCUUCGGGGUGAAAUCGGUGAAAUCUUAUGUUUUUUUCUUUCUUUGGAAGAAAAUUGUUGCGGCAUUUUUCACCAGGAAAAUUAAACUUUCCACUGGGCGGAUAGCAUCGGUAGCAAAAUGUUAAAUAUUCCAAGCGACGAGAAAAAUAAAAUGUAGGAACACACUAAAACAAACAAGAAAUGAACGAGCCCGGAGUUGUUCAAAUUUUAAUCACUUUCCUUCCGCAUGGAAAGGUUUUUUUUCGGGUGCUUCUGGGACAUCUGGCCGAAUUUGGCCACCUUGGAGUUUUUUGGAAGUCAAGUUUUGGCGGGACAGAAACGAUUUUUCAUUUUUAUUGUUUUGUUGAAAAUCUAAAUAAAAAAAAUUACUUACCUACCGACUUUUAUAACUUUUUUUCUAGAGUUUAGAAUCUUAAGCAUAAUGUGCUUUGCUCCAGAACAUUCCUAAGAGUUGUUGGAAUUUCCCAAGAUUGUCCAGCGUGCGACAAAUCGAGACAGAAUGAGAGUAAGAAACGAGUAUACUCGGGUGGAAGAAGAAACAGAGACAGAUAAGUAUUUUCUCGAGACCGUUUUCAAGGAUGCUGAUAUAAUAUUUUGCGAUGGAGGAGAACGCAAUUUCGUUGCUUUUUUGGGGGCUUCCCAUUUUUUUCCCUUCUAAUCUGUCGGUCGAGUAUUAAGAAUCCUUUUUUUUUCUUUUUUUUUUGGGAAGGCAGCGAUGAAAAAAGAUUUAUGAAAAAUCAGUGAAUAAAAAUUCCUGCGAAGGUCUAAGUACUGACGCCGAUCGUGACAGAAUGAUAGCAGAAAUUUAAAUUUAUUUGGCUGCAGAAGAAAGAAAUUUAAAGAAUACAGGUACUGAGAAACUCGAAUAAAAAACAGGAAGACACAAGAAAUGAUCACAGGAAGAAACCUUAAAUAAGAUAACUAUAAACAGAACACAUUUAAAAACUUAACAAAAAAAUAUGAAACUACGAAAUAGGAACAAUAAAACAGAACUAAACUUCGAAACAACAAUACAGAUUUAAAAAAUGAUAUAAGAAUGAAAUGGAAAAUAUAAUGGAAAAAACUGAAC